AUGUUCCACGUGCGGUCCGCCUCCGAUCCGCCGUCGCCCACCUCGGCGCCGGCUCACUGGGACAGCCGGCCGGUGACGCCGCUGGCGUCGCAGCCCGACAAUGUCGACGCCUAUGCGAAGAGGCCUCUGCCGCCUCUGCCGCCCAUGACGAACCGGGCCGUCGUCCCGCCGCCUCUCAACAUCAGCAAGAGGAAGAGCAAGCCGGAUGCCCUGCCAGUGGGGCCGGGCUUGGGGCCGGCCUCGACCGACGCGCUGCAGAUGGAAUUUGAAGCUGAAUCACGAACCGCCUCGCCCCGCCUCUCGCCGAGGACCCCUGCCAGGAGCUCCAACCUUCCUCCCCGGAUGUUGAACCCUCCCAGUCCCGUCCAUAGCCUCAAGCACCGCCAGUCCAAGAAGGUGCUGCAGCUCAUGGGCCACGAUGUCGACGUUACGAAUCUCAUGGGCACCGUCUCUCAGGAGCCCGAGAAGGAGCCUGUCACUCGAAGCAGCCGAAGCUUUGAAGACCCCUUCUCUCCAAAGUCGACGAACCAUUUACAGCCACCGGAAGAAGGGCUGGUGCCGGUUCUGGAAGACGACGACGGCAUGGCUAGUUUAUCAAGCAAGAAGAGCUCUUGGGGACCGGGAUCGCCGCACUCUGCGUCUGCAUUCCCCCUGGGUCCCAAGUCGUCUGUCCGCCGCCGCCGCAGUGCCCGAAUUUUCGAAACGGAUGGCCUGGGCCAAUUUGCUGCACAAGAGGAUGCCUACAUGUCCCCGGCCGCGGAUCCGGAGGAACAGGAGUUCCUAAGCGACGAGGAGGACAUGACUGCCGGCGAGUACCACAAGUUUGCCGCCGAGCUAGCUGCGUCUUCUGUACGGAAGAUUAGCGUCGAGGAGCCUGUUGAAGAGCCAAAGGGAAGACGAUCAUCCAUCAUGAGCUUCAGACACGGCUCCCAGUUUGGCCGCCUGCGACGGCGACCAACGACUGCCGACCCCAACACACGGAGGACGGGCAGCAGCAGCUCUGCCGAGGGACCAUCGCAGGCGCCCGCUGCUCCCGAGCCCGAGCCCGAGGAGCCCGCCGAGCCCAAGAGCAUGUUUGAGGAGAGCGACUCGGACAGCGAUCGGCCGAGCAGCCGGUCGCGAUGGCGCAGAGACCGCUUCUCGCACAGGAGCGAAGAGCGCAACCGGGACUCCCGAGAUGAGGACUCGAGCCUGAAGCGAGGACUCGUCAAGUCUCGGUUGUUGGGGGUUGGCAGGAGACGAAGGGACCAGCAAGCCGAAUAA
Molecule: messenger RNA, 1263 nt
Organism: Trichoderma citrinoviride
Lineage: Eukaryota; Fungi; Ascomycota; Sordariomycetes; Hypocreales; Hypocreaceae
Exons: 1
Coding region: 1-1263 (420 amino acids)
Source: RefSeq, a predicted model, not a curated record